AUGUUCCAUUCCAGUUUCCCUCUUCUCAGAGAGGACAGCAGAGGCGGAGCUCGAGCUCUCUCGCAGCUCGCGGCCAUGGCCCCCUCCUGCGGCGCCGCCGUGCCGUACACCCUCCUGGGCGCGCUCCUCAGCGGCGGGUCGUACGCCCCGUCCUGGCCGGCGUGCGGCGGCCGCGCCUUCCUCCGCGACUACGCCCGGCGCGGCACCAACGCGAUGCUGUGGCUGGGGCUCCUCGCCGUCACGUGGGUCCUGCUCCGCCGCAUCGCCGCGCUCCUCCGCCUCUGGGCCCUCGGCUCCCGCCUCCCCGGCCCACCCGCGCUCCUCGCCGAUCCCGGCCUCGCCGCCGUCUGCCGCGCCGGCGGCGACAUCACCGGCUAUCUAUCAAAAUUGCAUGGCAGUUUUGGACCAAUUGUUCGAUUGUGGUUAGGACCAUCUCAACUACUUGUGUCAGUUAAAGAUGCUUCCCUAAUCAAAGAGAUGCUAACAAAAGCUGAAGAUAAGUUACCACUGACUGGGAGGACAUAUAAUUUAGCUUGUGGAAGACUUGGCCUAUUCAUUUCCUCAUUCGAAAAGGUCAAAAGUACCAGGGAAUCACUGAACGUAUUCUUGAAUGGAAAACUUAAUGUCGCUGCCAGUAAAAGUUCUUUCAAGAUCAUUGAAGCUGUUCUCCAUAGAACCAACUCUACUAAGGACAUGGAUUCUCUGGACUGCAGAUCUUUUUCCCAACACAUGGCAUUUAACAUCAUUGGUGCAGCUCUUUUUGGUGAUGUCUUGUUUGAUUGGUCUGAUGCUGCAGCAUAUGAGGAGCUUCUGAUGGCUGUUGCAAAGGACGGCUGCUUCUGGGCUUCGUAUGCGGUUCCUCCAUUUUGGAAACCUGGUUAUAGGAGGUACCGGACCCUAUGCACUAAGCUGAAGACCUUAACAGAAAGCAUCAUCAGAAAAUCCAUAGACCAAAAUGGUGAACUUAGACAUAACAAUCUGAGCUCCUGUAAGAUAAGUGAAGGGGUGGUAAAAGAUCCAGUUAGAUGUACUUCUCUGCUAGAUGGGAUGAUAUCAGGUCGUGGUUUCGAUGGGGCUGUGCAAGGGCCUCUCAGUUCAGAAGAAGAAAUAUGUGGAAAUAUUGUGGGUUUGAUGCUGCAUGGAAUUUCCACGUCUGCUAACUUGCUCUGCAACAUUUUGACGAGACUUGUCUUGUUUCCAAAGCUGAAAGACCAGCUGCACGCAGAUAUUGUUGCUGUUCACACUGAAUCAUCUGAGCUGGUGAUGGACGAUGUGCUUAAGAUGCAAUUUGUACUUGCCACUGUUUGUGAAUCUGCUCGCCUUUUGCCUGCUGGACCUCUUCUCCAGCGAUGUUCAAUGCAACACGAUCUGACUCUCAAAUCUAGCAUCACUAUACCAGCUGGAGCGAUAUUGGUUGUUCCUCUGCAUCUCGUGCAGAUGGAUGCUUCUAUAUGGGGAAAUGAUGCUUGCCAGUUCAAUCCUAGUCGUUUUCUCCAGAAGGACAUCGAUCUUGGAGGAAUAUUAGCAGCGCAUAAAGGCUCAAAUGGGAUCAAGCUUUUCACCGAGCGUGAUAAGUCUGACUCAUUUCUUCCAUUUGGUUCUGGGAAUCGAGCAUGUGUUGGGCAGAAGUUUGCAGUUCUUGGGAUCUCUAUGUUGGUUGCCUCUCUUCUCCACAGCUACGAGGUGCAGCCUCAACCAGCUUUAACCAAAGAAAUGGGCUUGGCAGUUGACAGCAGCAACCUUCGCCAUCUUCCCAACCCCAAAAUCAUCCUCACAAAAAGAAAGAUCUGA
Messenger RNA from Triticum turgidum subsp. durum (durum wheat), 1791 nucleotides. The record is from the annotation of a GenBank genome assembly. Lineage: Eukaryota; Viridiplantae; Streptophyta; Magnoliopsida; Poales; Poaceae.